Molecule: messenger RNA, 4803 nt
Organism: Cuscuta epithymum
Lineage: Eukaryota; Viridiplantae; Streptophyta; Magnoliopsida; Solanales; Convolvulaceae
Source: the annotation of a GenBank genome assembly
CUCCCUUCAGUCCAGUCUCCAGUGAAGCCCAAAAUUGGCACAUGGUCCAAAAUUGAAAAUCCCAAAAUCGGUAGCAACCCCCCAAAGGCCAAAUCCCAAUUCCCGACCAUCUGCAGUCGCUGCCGGACGGCGCACGGCGGCUCAGGCGCUCAGCACUCGGACGGCGCACUGGCGGUUUAGAUUGUUGACUUUCUGCUCGGCUGCUCUAAUUGCUCUUAGGUGGUAAACUGAGACUCUGAGAGCUGCUCUUCGGUGGUAAUGAAGAGAUACUAUAACCCUGUUGAAGAAAAAGCUAACAGAAGUAGCUCAUCCAGAAUCAUAGUGCCCUCAACUACUGCCCCGUACGCCUGUGCCCCUUGCCCGCUCCCUAGUGCCGCUCUGCGCGCGGCUGCGCUGUCCCGCUUCCGCCCUUACCUGCUCGCUGAGUCGAUGGUCUUCUGAUUUUCAAACUUUCUCUCAGAAGCUUGUUCGUGCCACUACUGAAAGUAUUAGUAUUUAUUCGAAGGCAACAUAUGCAUUGCGAUGCUUGGGAGGCAAAGCUUGGCGGAAGCUUUAGGGGUGUGUGCCAAUAAUUCACUGAUAGUUCAGGGAAAGCUUGUUCAUGCCGCUACGCUGAGAAGAUUUUAUGGGUCUGAUUUAAUCAUAAACAAUUACCUCAUUGAUAUGUAUGCAAAAUGCAGUAGGAUAAUAAUGGCACAGAAUGUGUUUGAUAAAAUGCCCGCCAGAAAUGUAGUUUCAUGGACAGCUUUGAUGUGUGGGUAUUUACAGGUUGGCGCAGCAAAAGACACACUCUUACUUUUAUCUGAAAUGAUACAUUCAGAUGCACGCCCCAACGAAGUCACUUUCUCAACCAACUUUAAGGCAUGUGGGAUUCUGGGUGCCAUAGGACAGGGAAGGCAGAUUCAUUGCUUUUGUGGAAAGAGUGGGUUUGAAUGGAACCAAGUUGUUGGGAAUUCUUUAAUAGAUAUGUACGCGAGAUGCGGGAAAAUAGCUGAGGCUGAAAAUAUGUUUUUUGCAAUGCCUGAUAAAAGACAAAUUACUUGGAACUCUAUGAUAUCAGGAUAUGCACUUCAAGGAAUGGGGCAAAGAUGUUUAACCUUGUUCAAACAAAUGCAAGAGCACGGAGAAACGCCUGACAACUUCACCUUCGCAAGCACUUUGAAAGCGUGCACUUCUUUAAGAGCCAUCCGUGAAGGAAACCAAAUCCACGGUUUUCUGAUUGUUAGAGGACUCCCCAUUUACAACAACAAAGUCACUUCUGGUGCACUCAUUGACAUGUAUGCCAAAUGUGGAACCUACUUACUCGAAGCCCAAAAGGUUUUUGAUCUAGUGGAGCCAAAAAGCAUCCUUUCUUGGACUUCUCUAAUUAUAGGUUAUGCGCAACAGGGAAAUCUAAUGAAGUCCUUCGACUUGUUCAAAGAGCUUAGGGAGGAGAGUGAACUUCCCAUAGAUGAGAUUCUUGUGUCCAGCUUGAUGGGAGUUUUCGCUGAUUUUGCCCUUGUUGAGCCAGGGAAACAGUUGCACUCUUACUCCAUCAAACUUCCAUGUGGUCUAAACACCCCAGUCCUUAACUCAGUCAUUGAUAUGUAUCUUAAAUGUGGGUUUAUAAAUGAAGCCGAAAGACUCUUUGGUGAUAUGCAGCGAAGAAGUGUAAUCACUUGGACGACAAUGAUAACAGGCUAUGGGAAGUACGGAAUCGGAAGAAAAGCAGUUGAGCUCUUCAAAAGAAUGGAUUUUGAACCUGAUGGGGUUACUUACCUUGCUUUACUCACUGCAUGCAGUCAUUCAGGACUAAUUGAAGAAAGCCAAAGAUACUUUUCGAGAUUGUGCAAGGAACCCAAGGUAAAACCUCAGCUGGAGCACUAUAGCUGCAUGGUUGAUGCUCUGGGUCGGGCUGGGCGGUUAAUUGAAGCCAAGAAUCAUAUUGAGAAUAAUGUAUCACUAAAAUCAAAUCCAGAGAUUUGGAAGACACUCCUAAGUGCAUGUAGAACACACAAGAAUGUGGAUUUAGGAGCAGAAGUAGGUGAUAUUUUAUUAAGAUUGGAGGGUGAUAACCCAUCAAACUAUGUCAUGCUAUCUAACCUAUAUGCAGAUAUCAACAACUGGAAACAGAGUGAAAACCUCAGGUUUCAGGCAAAAGCGAAAGGGCUAAAGAAGGAAGCAGGACAGAGCUGGGUAGAGAUCAAGAAAAAGAUGCACUUUUUCUACAACAGAGACGAGAGACAUCCCCUGACCGAAUCAAUCCACAAGAUUCUGAAAGAGAUGGAGAGAAGAAUGAAGGCAGAGCUGGGGUAUGCACACACGGUGAGCUUAUCGUUGCACGAUGUGGAAGAUGAAUCAAGGGAGGAAAGCUUGAUGUUUCACAGUGAGAAACUAGCAAUCGGGCUGGCAUUGAUUCAUGAUAAUGAGAGUGGGAUUAAUGAGGCAGAACCGGUUCGUGUGUUCAAGAACCUUAGGGUUUGUGGGGAUUGCCAUGAGUUCAUCAAGGGAUUGUCCAAGAUUCUAAAGAAAAAAGUUUUUCUGGUAAGAGAUGCUAAUAGAUUCCACAAGUUUGAGAAUGGUGAUUGCUCCUGUGGUGACUAUUGGUGAUAGUAAUUGCACAAAGACUUCAGAAAUGUGUGAUUUUUCAGGCUUGUUGUUUUUACUUAGCUUUUCACAAUACAUUUUGGUGCCGAAGUUGAUGUAAAUUAAAGAAUUUUAUGGGUGAACCUUUGAAAAUGCUGAUGAAAUUAUGAAGAAAUUAAUAUUUUUCCACAUGUACAGGCUAUUUAGGUGGUGGAUAUCUUGGCAACUAAAGGAUGUGAAAUGAUACUAUCAUAGUCAAAGUGUUAUAGGCUUGAACUGUCAUAAGUUUAUGUUGGACACUAUCUUCUCCGAACAUAUCGGGAUCUUGUCGUCUCUGCGUCCACUACUGUCGGAGAUAUCACGGACGAUCAUGUGCAUCCUGCUCUCACUUAUUACUUGAACCUGAUCCCCAAUUCCAUUGAAUUUCACAGUCUGACUGCCAGAAAGUCCUGGAAAAUAGUGCCUGAUGUUUGGUCUGGAUCUCACAUCUCAACACUUGCCAGAGUGAUUUCAUCGAUCGACCAUCACUACCACAGUGAGACACCUGAAUAAUUCAUCGUGAAUCGUCUCCCCAGCCAAAUCCAAAUUUCGCAGAUUUCAAAUCGGAGUGGAGUAGUGUAGCCAAAUCUGUUGGACUUGGAUGUGCGUUGCAAGAUGAGAAGGGGAGAUUUCACUUUGCUUGUCUUCUCAAUUUUGUUCUACUUCAAAAUAUACGCUCUGUCUCGUCUAAAUUCGUGAGGAUUGAAAAGACGAAGGAUCAGGUUUAUGGUUAGGAGCUAACUUUGGUGACCGUCGAGUUCCUUCAGUCACGGCGUGCUACCUGGAAGCAUGGUCACCGCUGCUUGGGCUGUCUUCAUAUUGCCUCCUCAUCCUUGUCUCAAGCACCAGGUUCUGUCGGGAGCUUCCUCCCGGCCUUGGAGGGGUUUUCUCCACUGUAGCGUUCUCAGCUGAUGCAUUCUUCUGCACUGCAGUUUCCUUUGUGCUUUGGCUUUCAUUCUAUAUAAUACUUUUCCAGGUGUGAGAGAUGACUGGAAGUUGAGAUGCCGGCCAAUUGCUUUACUUCCAGAGAUGUGCCUCAGAUAGCUUUGCUGGAGGUGAUGAAAUUCAUCUUAUAUCCUCCCUAUCCAUCAUCCUACAAAGUCAAUCAUAUAUGUUGUUAUCGACAAUUUGUAGAGUACUAAAUCACAAGUCUAUUGCACAACUUGCUUAUUAUCUAGGGAAAAAGUUACUCUAAUCUUGGUAAUCAGAUUACUAAAUAAUUUCUAAGAUAAAUAAUUUUUGUUCUACAUCCAUCUGCUGAAGUUUAGCCUUUGUGUUCAUUAAUUCCUUUUACCUAAUGAUUGAUUAAGCUAUAGGUCUGUGUUGAUUUUCUUGUCUAGCUUUGCUUGCUUUAGAUAAUAUUCAAAGUCACUGGUUGCAAUUGGAUAGCUCCUUCUUGGCCUGGGAAUCAGUCAUAAAGAUGUGGAGGACAUAAGUGGUUGGCUAUUCGGUACAUAUUAUGGGAAUAUAAAGUUUAUGACUUAGCUUAUUGUUGUAUAUCAUGUGAGGAUCUUUACAUCCUCUUAUUUCUUUUUGCAGACUCAAACUGAAAGUUUGAAUGACGUUAUUAUCAAUUAUGCAAUGAAAAGCUGGCUCUACUUUUCACUGCUUUCAUUGCUUCUCUUCUCUUCUAUUUGAUUCAUGCUAUUUGUGCGUAUUUAUUCUAAUGCUUUUAUACUUGGACGCCAUCACUGCUGGAAUCAAAUAUCUUCCACAAAGACGAGAAUGGCGUCUGGUUGGGGAAUCUCGGGAAACAAAGGCCGCUGCUAUGAUAAAUGGAUUUCAGUGAAUGUCUGUCGACUUACCUGGAGCCUAAGGACUGCGUUCUUCUCCUAGAAGACUAUCUCGAGUGUCUCCAUCACUCCAAAGAGUUUCUACGUAGGAAUAGGGUAUACAAGGAAGAGCACGUCAACUAAGAGCAGCUGCUCAAAAGGGAAAAGAAGUUGAAAAGGAUGUUAAAUCUCCAUUGAUUGUAAAAUUUUUCCUGUAUGGAUAUCUGGUUUUUGCCCAUUUGAAAGCAAGUUGAAGUGGAUGCUUUCAGAAUAAAAGGGUCACUUGGUAAUUCAAUUGUUGUACUAUUUCACAGAAUGGUAAAAGCAUUGCAAGAUUGUAUGGUAAAACACCAUCUACUAUGUGCCACUUGGUGUGUGGGCAUCUGUUUUAAAAAAAUAUAAUGCUUUUAUACGUUGUUUUUUGUUC